ACAAGAAUUAUUCGAAAAAAGAAACAACAACAACUACAACUACAACUACUAGAACUACAAGCAAGAGCGUGCAAGGCGCGAGAGUCGAAAGCACACAUAAAAGCAAAAGCACUCGAUAAAAAGUUAUUAGCAAAAACAUAAAUACGUUACUUGCUCUCUAUUCCGCGCGCGCUCUCUGACGCUCUCGCUCUCGCUCGCUCGCAAAAAGGGCGCCCAACGCCAACGCCAACGCUCGCGUCCCGUGUGUGCUCUGUGUGGGUGUGCGAGCCGAGAGUGGAAGAGAGACAGAACGAGACGGACAGUAGGUAGGUCAGUGGCAGUGGGCGGCCUAGCAGCGGCAGCAGCGCCAGCGCCAGCUGUGGCAGCUACGCCAACGCCAACGCCAACGCCAAACGCCAACAUCAACUUGAACUUGCAAAGGGCAGCAUGUCCUGCACCGUUUCCGAGCUGCCCAGUGGCUGUCGCUUGCGCGGCAUGACUGCAUCCUCACAGAGCGCAGCAGCAGCAGCAGCGGCGGCGGCAGCGGCCAAUAACGGUAAUGGCAACGGUAACGGUAACGGUAACGGGGAUAGCGUCGGUGCCGGACCUGGCAGCGGCUUGAGCUCAACGGGGGGCAUCGGGGGCGUUAGCGGCACAACGGGCACAAGCGCAACGCUGCAGGGCAGCGUUAGCGCCACAUCGAACGUGCUGCAGGAGUCAAAUGCGACGCUGCAGCGGCCGCAGUCGCAGAAGCCGUGCUGCUUUUGUUGGUGCUGUUGUUGUUCCUGCUCCUGGGCUAAGUGUCUUGCCAUCAAGAAUGCCGAUGAAAAUGCGCCCACCAAACGUGAUCUCGUUAGCGCCGAUUUCCUAGAUGGCGAUCAACCCACAUUAGAAGAAAUACGUAGUUGGGGCAAAAGCUUUGAUAAACUAAUGAAGAACUCAAAUGGGCGCAAGGUAUUCAGGGAUUUUCUGCGCAGCGAAUUCAGCGAGGAGAACAUAUUAUUUUGGCUGGCCUGCGAGGAUCUGAAGAAGGAGAACAGCGCCGAGGUGGUCGAGGAGAAGGCCCGCCUUAUAUACGAGGACUAUAUAUCGAUACUAUCGCCGCGCGAGGUCUCACUCGAUUCGCGAGUACGCGAAAUUGUCAAUCGCAAUAUGAUCGAGCCGACGACCCACACCUUUGACGAGGCUCAAAUACAAAUCUAUACGCUGAUGCACAGAGACUCAUAUCCCAGAUUCCUAAACUCGCAAAAGUUCAAGACACUCGCUCAAAUGCAAGACAAUUCGAAUGCCGGCUCCAAGGCGGAUAGUCCCACUUAGAUGUUAUGUUAUCACAAUUGACGUUCUGUUGAUUUUGUUGUUGUCUUAACAUUAGACUAUAUAAUUUUUUUUAUUUAUUUGAUUUUUAUUUGCCGGUUAACCCCGCAGCUUGUCCACAAACUGUUGCGCACAGCUGUCCCAAACAAAAAAAAAGCAAUAUGUCAUAAAAACUAAAUUGAAUCAAUUCCAAAGAGAAUUUAUAUAUAAAGAGAGCGGGACGGCUGGCAAAAGGGCAACAACAGUUCAGGAUACGCUCGCGGAGCUAACCACAUAUACAUAUAUAUAUAUAUAUAUAUAUAUAUAUGUAUAUAUAUCUAUAUGGAUAUACUUAGAUGAUAUAUGAUGAUGCAUUAUGUGAAACCGAUUCCUUCUUUACAAUGUUCUAGUCGUUAACAAACCAAAAACAAAAUACCAAAACUAGGCAAUUUAUAUACAAAAUUAGUUGUUAACAAAAAAAAAAAAGAAAAGAGGAGAAGAAGCGCCGUUAGAUAUACUACAGCCGGCAUUUCUAGGGAGAUUACCAUAUUCGAACUUUAAGCAACUAUAAGUUAAUAUUGUAAAAUGUAUAAAAGUCGACAAGCUACAACAACAGAUUGGCAAAUGCGAAACAAUUAGCAUACUAUAUAUAUAUAUAUGCUAAGAACUAUUAAUCAAAUUGAAAACCAACUUUAACGCAAAUACUUUUUCCAAAAACAAACAAAUAACGCAACAUUUUUAAACGUA
Messenger RNA from Drosophila virilis, 2019 nucleotides. The record is from RefSeq and is a predicted model, not a curated record. Lineage: Eukaryota; Metazoa; Arthropoda; Insecta; Diptera; Drosophilidae.